AUCUGUGCCGUCAGUAUGCCAGUCAGCAAGGAUGUGGAUAAUGACUGUGUGGAGAUAGUCUUCCCUCCUGUUGUUACUCUGGACCUCAGCAGUGAGCAGACUGCGAAGCACGCUGGUAACCAGGACAGUCCGACGCAGCCCUCCAAGGAAGCUGUCAAUUCCCUUCCAGCUGCCCGCGCUAAGGGCACCGACGACUCACCUACACGCACCAGCAGCAGUGCCUCCAUCUCUUCGAUGCUGGCUGAGGCCGGUUCUUCUCCCAACACCUCACUUGGUAGCUUCUUGUCCAAAUUUGACACCUUGGAACCAUUCUGGCGUCCGCUCUUGCUCAUCGUCCCACUGCGUCUUGGUCUCCAUGACCUCAAUCUCUCUUACAUCAACGCCCUCAAGGCCACAUAA
Dibothriocephalus latus is the source of this 399-nucleotide messenger RNA. The record is from the annotation of a GenBank genome assembly. NCBI's taxonomy places the organism in Eukaryota, Metazoa, Platyhelminthes, Cestoda, Diphyllobothriidea, Diphyllobothriidae.